Spodoptera litura is the source of this 709-nucleotide messenger RNA. RefSeq lists its product as uncharacterized. NCBI's taxonomy places the organism in Eukaryota, Metazoa, Arthropoda, Insecta, Lepidoptera, Noctuidae. The record is from RefSeq and is a predicted model, not a curated record.
AUAAACUGAACAUGGAGUAAAUCGUAAAAUUACAUGCGACAUGUUCUCAUUGGAGACAAAUUAACAUGAAACAUAGAAAGAGACGGAGAUGGCACAGAAUAUAUGUCAUGUAUUGUUUUGGUUGAGUCUUGUGUGGCCGUCUUUUUGCAUAGAUAUGGAUUUGGAAUCAGAUUUUCAAGAAGACCGCUGGUUGUUCAAACAUUCGCCCCAGGAACGGAAAGUGGGGCAUGAAAUGGCAUGCGCUGCUGUGCGACCUACGGCGCGAGAUAUUGUCAGGCGAUUCUAUGCGAUUUUGCCGUAUUUCGACAAGGACCACACGAAUACGGCCUUCCUCCAUAAGUUCCGUGGCACAAUCUACAGCAUGUCUGACAGUGAGGAUAUGCUGGACCGCGAGGCUGGCUUCUACGCUGCAGUCCUCACUCCCUUGGUCUUCCUACAACAGUAUCGUGACACCUGGUGCCUCCUGGAACGCUUUCACAGGGCAAUAAGGCUGUAUCAAGUUUCACAUCCGACUGAAAAGAGGUCGGCGUUAAAAUUGCUUCAGAAUUUAAGAGCAGUCAAUCAGAAGAUUCGAGGAUUCAUUUUCGAGCUGCCAGGCCAGGAGCAAGUUCCCAGGACGACGUCAGCGCCAGAGAGUGAAGAUGACGACGCACUCCACGAUAAGAAGGAUAUUAGGUAUCUCAAAGAAUUGAUUAAAAACCUCGGGUAA